Stylophora pistillata is the source of this 1807-nucleotide messenger RNA. RefSeq names its product melanocyte-stimulating hormone receptor-like. The record is from RefSeq and is a predicted model, not a curated record. Lineage: Eukaryota; Metazoa; Cnidaria; Anthozoa; Scleractinia; Pocilloporidae.
UUGACACAACAGACAAUCUUCUCUGACGUUUUUCAAACCAGUAAACGAUGUUGAGGAAGUCUUUAUAAGAUUAUUAUGUAGGAACUGAGUAAGGUUUCAGUGAUCAUUGUUUUGUUGCUGUUUAGACCGUUGAAUUCAUAGAUGACCUCAGUCUAAGAAAAAGGAAACGAACAAGGAAUAAUGUCGACAACAAAUUUCAGUGGAGGUAGAACACAGGGGAAAACAUUCCAAGGACUUUACUGCUCUCCUCCUCUGGUUGAUGUGCUUCAAGAAUCUAACAUUUUUUCUUUUAUAAUCUACAUUCUCCUUUCCAUCACAGCAUUUCUUGGGAACUUUCUUAUCCUCGUUGCCCUUCACAAAGAAUCAUCCCUGCAUCCGCCGUCUAAACUCUUGUAUCGUUGUCUGGCAACAACUGAUCUGUUGGUUGGUCUUGUUUGCCAGCCUCUUUACGCUACUGUUUGGAUAUCUGCGGUUCAGGAACACUGGGGUCUUUGUCGAUACGCAUAUGGAGCAGCCAAGAUCACAGCCAUUGCAUUAUGUGGAGUGUCUUUGAUGACGAUAACUGCCAUAAGCGUGGACAGAAUUCUCGCCCUGCUGUUGGGGCUGAGAUACAGACAAAUUAUAACUUUGAAGCGCACAUACAUAAUUGUAGCUACCUUUUGGAUUGCACCUAGCGUCGCUGCUUUAUGCUUUCUAUUAGAUUACCGUAUAACCAUGUGGUAUGGCAUUAUAAUUAUGCCAUCUUGCCUUGUUAUCUCAGUGGCCUCGUAUAUAAAAUUUUUUUGGGGUCUCAGUCAUCAUCGGGCUCAAGUACAAGAUCAUGUCCAACAACAGCCGAGCCAACCAAAUGCACUGAACAUGGCGCGAUACAAAAAGGCUGUGUACAGUGCACUGUGGGUGCAGUUAGCAUUAGUAGCUUGCUAUGCACCAUACUUUUUAGUGACAAUUGUAGAAGCUUUCUGUAAAACAGAUUCAUCACACUUUAUAGUCAUAAAGGGAGUAGCAAGUGUCUUAGUUUUCUUUAACUCUACUUUAAACCCGGUCCUUUACUGCUGGAAGAUAAGUGAAGUAAGACAAGCAGUAAAGCAGACAAUCAGACAAGCACUUUGCUGUCCAUGGAGUUAGAUCCAAUUGGAGUUACAUUCUUUUUCUUUAUACUAUCAAAUUUGUCUCUUGAAGUCACAAUUAUUAUCAGACAGCGCUCGACAUCUUUUUCAGUUGCGCGUAAACAGCUGAUGGAAAAGCAAUGAAGACACUAACCACACCUUUUUGAAAGAACGUUUCUUGCCAUCAAACUUUAUCAUGAAUACAAUAAGUCAUAACCGACGAAAACGUAUUCAUGCAUUAUACUUUCAUGUUUAUUUCUCGAACGAAUGUUCUAGCGUUUCACUUCUUUUUCUUUUAGGCUGUUGUACAAUCCCUCUUUUUUAGUUCUGAAUUUAAUACCAGAAAGGGAAUAGCUUUUUACUCAGUUAUCGGCUUUACCACAUGACAUGUUAUCUAAAUAUGCUGUUUAUUCUGUCAUUCAGUUCAAAAGUGACCAAAGAAAGUUCCCCCAUAUUGUAUGAUAAAAUAAUAGAAGUUUCCUUUAAGAGCCGACUGUACGUACUUAGAUAAACCUUAACUUUGAGCUUAUAGCGAUAAACAACUAAUUGCGGCCCACAUAUAAUUGGCUUGUAGUUCAGCUGCAAUUGCUAUUCUGAACAAUGGAGAAAAAUUGGGAUAGAACUCUUCUACAAGAAUUAAAUAAAUAGUUUCAUCUUGUUAAUGAUGAAUUUACUCGUUUGGUUGAACUGGUGUAUUUGAU